Messenger RNA from Asparagus officinalis (garden asparagus), 1711 nucleotides. Its product is annotated as probable auxin efflux carrier component 8. Gene Ontology annotation, biological process: auxin polar transport; auxin export across the plasma membrane. Bases 152 to 1225 code for a protein of 357 amino acids. Gene Ontology annotation, molecular function: auxin efflux transmembrane transporter activity. The transcript is spliced from 6 exons. NCBI's taxonomy places the organism in Eukaryota, Viridiplantae, Streptophyta, Magnoliopsida, Asparagales, Asparagaceae. Gene Ontology annotation, cellular component: endoplasmic reticulum; plasma membrane. The record is from RefSeq and is a predicted model, not a curated record.
UAAAGUCCAGAUGCACUUCAGGGAAUAUAUAUACUUCAGACAAGAGCAGGUUGCAAUCUCAUUUACAUUUGAAGAGCGUGUAGGUGAUUCUGAAAUCCCUCGGGGAAAAUUUUCUUAAUUCAAGGAGGUUGCUCUCAAAUAAGGGCCCUAAAUGAUAUCUGGAGCAGACAUCUACCAUGUCAUAGAGGCAAUAGUGCCACUGUACGUAGCCAUGAUUCUAGCUUAUAUGUCCAUUAAAUGGUGGAAACUAUUCACCUCUACUCAGUGCUCCGGGAUUAACAAGUUCGUUGCAAAAUUUUCAGUCCCUCUGCUCUCAUUUCGUUAUAUCUCCAUCAACAAUCCUUAUCAGAUGAACCUCAAGCUUCUAUUCUCGGAUACAGUGCAAAAACUUCUAGUUCUUUUGGUACUUGGAGUCAUAUGUAAAUUGCAGUUUAGAGGCAGCUUGGAUUGGCUAAUCACUGGCUUCUCAGUUUCUACUCUACCCAAUACAUUGAUCCUAGGGAUUCCAUUAAUAAAAUCUCUAUAUGGGGAUGAAGCUGUCAAGCUCCUGGGUCAGAUUGUUAUGUUGCAGAGCUUAAUUUGGUAUACCCUUCUGCUAUUUCUUUUCGAAUUCAGGGCUGCUGGAUUAGUUGCAGACACUCCGACUGAAAGUACAGAAGAAGCAACUGAAUCACCAGAAGCACAACCGAAGCCUGAAGAAGAGGAAGCAAAAGCCAUUUCCUCCAAAAAGAGCAAAUACCAGACCAUUCUAUUGACGGUCACAAGGAAACUUAUGCAAAACCCCAACACCUUCUCAUGCUUAGCAGGCCUCAUAUGGUCAUUAGUCAGCUUUAGAUGGGGACUUAAACUUCCAAGAAUAGUUGACGACUCCAUAUCCAUACUAGCAGACGGAGGACUUGGCAUGGCUAUGUUUAGCUUAGGUCUUUUUAUGGCAUCACAACCAAAAUUAAUUGCAUGUGGGACUUGGAUGAUGUUAUUAUCUAUGGGAGCUAGGUUUGCAAUAGGACCAGCCACAAUGGCUAUUCCUUCCUAUGCUAUUAGAAUGAGAGGAAAAUUGCUCAGUGCAGCAAUUAUUCAGGCAGCUUUUCCCCAAGGAAUUGUGCCAUUUGUGUUCGCUAACGAGUAUGGACUGCAUCCUGAUAUCCUGAGCACCGGGGUUAUUAUUGGCAUGUUCGUAGCUAUACCGGUUACACUGGUAUAUUACUUACUGCUUAGUAUUAAGUGACUGCCAUUUGGGCCAAAUAUGGAGAUUCAUGUCCUUGUAGACCAUUAUGAUUCAUCAGGCAUACCUUCAGGAAAUUGAUUGUGUAUAGGCUACUAAACCAUGUUAAGUGUGACCUCUCAUCUAAAUUUUCUCAUUGUUACACAUUAAGCACAUGAAGAUUGAGAAAAUAAAUCAACAAAAUGACAUAGCAGGAUAAUGUAUAGUUACAAUUUACAAGUAUUCUGUAAUGCUACUAUCCAUUUGAGUCCUACGCAGGUCGAUUACAUCAGUUACGAUUUCAUAUAGUGAGUGUGAAAUCAAAGGCAUGCAUUACUUUCUUCUACACGGAUGAAUGGCUUUUAUUUACCGAUCUUACCACGGCAUAUUUGACCACUUGAUGUUAAACUUGGGUUGGAAUAGAAGAACUCAAAUUCUCUUAGUUCGCCAUUGUUGGCAUCAGUUAUGUACUAUUAUAUUUCUGCUAUUCUUUUUCCACAUAAUCCUCAU